CGGAAAUACAUCCCUGCACGUGUAGCAAUUGACAACCUUGGAAAGACUACAGAACAACUAGCUGGCAGCUUAUGUCUCACAACGAACCGCUCCAGUGAUGCCAGUAACAAGACUAUUAUAUCCUCUCUACCAGUUGGGCAACCCUCAGCUGAGGAUCUUCAGACCCAACUGGUUCCUGACUCUGGUGAGGCCAGGAAAAGAGAUGCCUCCUGACACUGCCCAGUUUCGCAUCCCAAUGGUAAUGACCAAGUAUGACGUAAAAAACUACCUGGAGAAGAUCUAUAACGUCCCUGUGGGAACAGUCCGCACCAGGAUACAGUUUGGAUCCAACAAGAAGAGGAAUCACCUGAAUCAGAGGAUUAAGCAGCCAGACUACAAAGUAGCCUACGUUCAGCUGGCUCAAGGCCAGACGUUCACCUUCCCUAACAUCUUCCCGGAAAAGGACAGUGAGCCAACGGAGGGUUCCAUGGAGGAGGUGCAGGAGAAGUUCAUGGAGGACGAGAAGCAGAAGCAGAAACUCGACCCCAGGAGAGGAGGGGUCACCGAGUGGUUCGGACUCUGAGACAACCCACUGACCAGGAACUCUAUUUGCAUACAUAUAUAUAUAUCUAUAUAUGUGCAUGGGUGUUUCAUUGGGAGCAACAUGUAUUGAUUUACAAUGCAACUGUUGUGAUGUCACUUCUAUUUCUGUAAGAAACACUCGCGAGUGUGUAGUAAAGAAGAAUGAGCAUGUGUGUGGGAGACUAGAGACAUGUGUUUUGUGUGUGUGUGUGUGUGUGUGUGUGUGUGUGUGUGUGUGUGUGAGAGAGAGAGAGAGAGAGAGAGAGAGUGUGUGUGUGUGUGUGUGUGUGUUAGCGAGGCUUCAGUCCAGUAACCCGAGCCAGAACAGAAUCGCAGGAGGAGGAGAGUGGCCUGGCUCCAUGUUUCAUGAAACCAGCCCACCGUACAGAAUCUCCAUCACCUCAGAUGACCUCCUCUUCUUCUCUCUCCUACUGUUCCUGUUCCUCCUCCUCCUUUCACUCCUCCUUUUUGGGCCCACUAUCCCUGCACCUCCUCUUCUCUUUAUCCCUCUUGUUUCCUCAGGAGUUUCCUUUGCUUUCUUUGUCGUCUAUCUCCUCCAUUGUUCCCCUUUCUUCUCCUUCUCCUCUUCCUUCUCCUACACUGCUCUUCCUCUGCCACACUGGGGAGUGGUAUAGUGUGGUAUCCCUUGUAGCUCUGACUCCCAGCCAGUUGGAUCAGACUACCUGGACAACCCACAUCCUUUCCUCUUUUAUGAGUUUGCCUUGGAUUAAUUGACCACUUUAGGUAAACAACAAUUGAGAUGUUGUUUCAGCAAAGCAACGACAUGGAAUUUGUUGGAGUGUUUUAUUAUUCUGUGGUAGCACCACUUGCCAUAACUCUGAGAGAAGAUUGUACCCUGUGUUUGUGUGUGUGUUUGCCUAACAUAUGGGACUUGCCAGUGAAUCUGUCUAAUUGUAAGUGCUGUUGGAAUAAGAACUAAUAAACGGUCACUUCUCCAAAA
Molecule: messenger RNA, 1522 nt
Organism: Scomber japonicus (chub mackerel)
Lineage: Eukaryota; Metazoa; Chordata; Actinopteri; Scombriformes; Scombridae
Gene: mrpl23
Product: mitochondrial ribosomal protein L23
Exons: 5
Coding region: 98-562 (154 amino acids)
Biological process (GO): mitochondrial translation
Cellular component (GO): ribosome; mitochondrial large ribosomal subunit
Molecular function (GO): structural constituent of ribosome
Source: RefSeq, a predicted model, not a curated record